This is a messenger RNA of Chelonus insularis, 626 nucleotides long. Its product is annotated as selenoprotein F. Gene Ontology annotation, molecular function: oxidoreductase activity. The coding region runs from base 41 to 484 and encodes 147 amino acids. Gene Ontology annotation, cellular component: endoplasmic reticulum lumen. The transcript has 3 exons. NCBI's taxonomy places the organism in Eukaryota, Metazoa, Arthropoda, Insecta, Hymenoptera, Braconidae. The record is from RefSeq and is a predicted model, not a curated record.
AAUUCUGUUGAAAUAAUUAAAAUAAGUUGAAAACGUAAAAAUGGUAUACUUAUAUUUUUUUAUACUCAUUAUUUCUUUGGCUGAUUUAACAUUCUCGAAGGAUAGUCCAGACGAUUGUUUAUCUCGGGGAUUUACUUCAUCCAACUUAUUGUGUUCAACAUGUGAAAAAUUUGAUAUUAUAAAUGAGCCAGAAAUGAAAAAAAAUUGCAAACAAUGUUGUCUCGAAGAUGAGUCAAGAAGAUAUCCCAAAGCUAUUUUAGAAGUGUGUACAUGUAAAUUUGGAGCAUACCCACAAAUUCAAGCAUUUGUUAAAAGCGAUCGACCUAAAAAAUAUAAGAAUUUAUCAAUAAAAUAUGCAAGAGGUGCUGAUCCUACUAUUAGGCUCUACAACCAUGAAGAUAAACUCGAAGAUGUUCUUGAUAUUCAUAAAUGGGAUACUGAUUCUGUUGACGAAUUUCUUCGAACUCAUUUGAUUAUGGAUUAAUGAUAAAUUUGUGGUUCUUUAAGGUAUAAAUAUUUUAUUUAUCAAAAGUAUUUUAAUUUGUGCAGUAUCUAAAUACACAAUAUUAUUGUAAAAAAUUUUUAUAAAAAAAUACGAUCAAUCAAUACAGUUCUGGUAUAUUCUA